CCAGUCCGGAUUUGCUGAUCGGUGGCAUGCCUCCCUCUGCCUGUCUCCUUAUAGUGCCGGAGGGAGGCGGGAAGUCUAACGGAGUGGUACGGACAUCGCCGCCCGGAGACCACAAACACGGAGCUCUCUCUUUAAACACAGUCUUAUGACUGAGCCUCAAUCAGCUGUCCUCGCGUGGAGGAGCCAGGCGCAUAUGUGCACUUAAAACACAGAGGAGGUGUGAGGAGGUGCUUUCGGCAGCAGAUGCACUGUUCUUCUGUGAGGACUGCAAAGACAAACGGGCUAAAACCAGCAACCUUUGUACUAACUAAGGCCAUGCGGUGCCUGCCGGCGACCUCCGUCCUCCUCUGCCUGUGGCUGGUGGAGAGAAGCAGUGGCAGCUUGGGAAACAGUCUCAGUGAUCUGCACACAGAGUUCAGUGUCAGACUCUACCAAACGCUCACAGAGAUCGAGAACACCUCCAACCUGAUUGUGUCUCCGGUCAGCAUUGCACUGAGCUUAGGGCUGCUUCAGUUUGGCUCCAGAGGAAACACUUUGGCUCAGUUACAGGAGACGAUGGGAUAUGAUGUUCACGCUCAAAUCCAAGAGGCCAUGUCUCAACACCAAGGUGACCUGAGUAAUUCCAGUCAGGGAAUUCGACUUCAGCUCACUAAUACCCUUUUCAUCCAGAAUGGGGUCCAGCUUCUACAAGCAUUUACCCAAAGUGCCAAGGAAUGGUACAACAGCAGUCUGCUGAACGUGAACUUCACCAGGCCCAAUAGCACAUACAGCCAGCUUCAGCAAGGAGCACAUGCCAAAGCAGGUGGGCAGGAAGUAGCUUCUGGAGACCUUGAAGAAGGGGAUUUGUGGUGGACUGCUACUCCUCACAUGGCGCUCCUGAGCUCAGUGGUGUUCCAGGGUGCCUGGCAGAAACAGUUUCUGUUCACAGAGACACAGAAUUUACCCUUCACCCUUUCAAGCGGCCAGAUCGUCAAAGUGCCUAUGAUGUACCAGUCAACAGAGGUCAACUUCGGUCAAUUCCGCUUACCCUCAGAACAUCGCUACACGGUUCUUGAGUUGCCAUAUCUGGAUCGUUCCCUCAGCCUUUUGCUGGUUUUACCAAGUGAUAGAAAAACCCCUCUUUCACAGCUGGAGGCCCAGCUUACCGGCCAUGCAGUGGCACUCUGGGAUACCGGACUACGACGCACCAAAAUGGAUGUCUUCCUGCCUAGGUUUCAGAUGCACACACGGAUCAACCUAAAACCUGUUCUUCAGUCUCUUGGCAUCUCAGAUGCUUUUGAUCACCUUUCUGCAGAUUUCAGAGGGAUAUCAGAAACGGAGGGUCUGUAUGUUUCAGAGGCUUUCCAUGAGGCUAGGAUGGAAGUGACUGAGGAGGGUGCAAGCGCAGCAGCAUCUACAGCAAUGCUGCUAUUGAAAAGAUCCAGGGCUCCUGUUUUUAAAGCAGAUCGUCCAUUCCUCUUCAUCUUACGGCACAUAAACAAAGACUCUGUGCUGUUUAUGGGCAGAGUGUUAAAUCCAGUAGAGCAGGUUCACUGAAGACCAACACCUUCUUUCCAGAAGACACACAGAAGCACAUACGUCCUCUGUCCACAUCGGACCAUUCCUCAAACCCCUCUCACACAGCUCUUAAUUCAUUUAACUAAAAAUUAAUUAUAAUAUUGUGUGUUUUACACACAUCCCUAACUUCAAGCUUCCCCAGCUCCCUAAUAUUGGGGUCAGGCGUUAUUUUUGUGGACCUACAGGAGGGUGCACUUUCAGUAAGAGGGACAUCACAUUUGUAAAUAUAUGUAAAUAAACUUUUAAUAUAA
Molecule: messenger RNA, 1808 nt
Organism: Astyanax mexicanus (Mexican tetra)
Lineage: Eukaryota; Metazoa; Chordata; Actinopteri; Characiformes; Acestrorhamphidae
Gene: serpine3
Product: serpin peptidase inhibitor, clade E (nexin, plasminogen activator inhibitor type 1), member 3
Exons: 9
Coding region: 244-1536 (430 amino acids)
Biological process (GO): negative regulation of endopeptidase activity
Molecular function (GO): serine-type endopeptidase inhibitor activity
Source: RefSeq, a predicted model, not a curated record